Molecule: messenger RNA, 2800 nt
Organism: Notechis scutatus (mainland tiger snake)
Lineage: Eukaryota; Metazoa; Chordata; Lepidosauria; Squamata; Elapidae
Gene: QDPR
Product: quinoid dihydropteridine reductase
Biological process (GO): tetrahydrobiopterin biosynthetic process; L-phenylalanine catabolic process
Cellular component (GO): cytoplasm
Molecular function (GO): NADH binding; NADPH binding; 6,7-dihydropteridine reductase activity
Source: RefSeq, a predicted model, not a curated record
GGGCGCCCGCCUUCCGCUUCCCUUUCACCAGGAGCGCUGCUGCUUGUCGUCGGAGCAGCAGUCAUGGCAGCGGGGGAGGCUUCCAGGGCGUUGGUAUACGGCGGUAGAGGGGCUCUGGGCUCCGCCUGCGUGCGGCACCUGCGGUCGAAGAACUGGUGGGUGCUCAGCAUUGAUUUAGCAGAAAACCAAGAGGCAAGCGCCAACGUCGUGGUGCAAAUGGGCGAUUCGUUUGUGGAACAAGCAGAGCAGGUGACAGAAGACGUUGGAAAAGUCCUGGGUGAAAAGAAAGUAGAUGCUAUCCUAUGUGUAGCUGGUGGAUGGGCUGGAGGCAGUGCCAAGGCGAAAUCUUUAUACAAAAACAGUGACCUGAUGUGGAAGCAAAGUGUUUGGACAUCAACCAUCUCUAGUCACUUGGCUACUAAAUACCUGAAGGAAGGGGGGCUAUUGACUCUAACAGGUGCAAAAGCAGCAUUAGCUGGGACCCCAGGAAUGAUUGCAUACGGCAUGGCCAAAGGAGCUGUCCAUCAACUCUGUCAGAGUCUCUCUGGUUCAAACAGUGGCCUCCCUGCUGGCGCUGCAGCUGUUGCGAUUCUCCCGGUUACCUUGGAUACUCCAAUGAACAGGAAGUCCAUGCCAGAGGCUGACUUCAGCUCCUGGACACCACUAGAUUUCAUUGCAGGAAUCUUUUAUGACUGGAUCAUGGGUAAAAACCGGCCCGACUCUGGAAGUUUGAUCGAACUGGUAACAACUGGAGGAAAAACUGAACUUUCACUGGCCCACCUCUGACCCAAGAGUGACAUUUGUGCAAAUAGGAGUGAAAUCAUAAAGAUAUAAAAUCUGUCUAGUGUGUUUAAUCGCCUUCUGUUCCUGCCCAUUAUCUGGCCUUAAUUGGAACCAGAACUGCAGUUGUGUUUGCCUUGCUAAAUGUGACCCAGUGAGACUUAAUUAUCCAAAGGAGCAAGUCGUCUUGCAUUUAAUCAGAGAAAUGAGUUUCAAAAUGGAUUAACAUCUUAAUUUUGCAGAGUGAAAACCAGGGAGGAAGAGCAAGUGAGAAGCGAGUGAUAAAACAUGGCUCACGUGGCAAAUCAUACAACUUACCGUAUUUUUUGCACUAUAAAACGCACAUCCCCCCCUCCCCCCAAAAAAGUGGCUGGAAAUGUCUGUGCAUCUUAUAGAGCAAAUGUAGCCAAAGCCCCACGCACCCGCCAGCCCCUACCUUCAGCCUCUGCCUCCCAGCAAUUUGCCUCCUUGAAGCAAAUAGCAAACAGCCUGGUCACCAGUUGUUCCAGAUUGCGGGGAUCAUUGCUGAUAGCUGCCGCCACCUAUCACUGUUUCCACUUGCCCCAAUUGUGGCCUCCACAUGUCCUGUUUUUGGCCGGUUCCGGGCAGCAGCAAUCAGCGGCGGCAAUCCCCACAGCCUGGAACAGGCCAAAAAUGGGAUGCGUAGAGUCCAAAAAUGGGGUGCACGGAGGCUGAAAAUGGACCAUGCGGAGGCGGUGAUAGGUGGCAGCAGCUAUCAGUGACAGUGCAGCCUGGAACAGCUGAUUGGCGGUAUUCCAGGAGGCCGAUCCAACCACCAAUCAGCUGCUCACGCUAAAUCAUGCUGAAGCUGACCAGGCUGUUUGCUAUUUGCUGCAAGGAGGCAAAGACAGAUUUUUUUAAAAUUGUUUUCCUCCCCAAAAGUUAGGUGCAUCUUAUGAUCUGGAGCAUUUUAUAAUACAAAAAAUACGGUAUGUAUUUGCAACUGAUCUUGGUGUGCAAGUACUGAAGAAUGAGGUUUACAUUGGGACAUCCCUGCCCUCAUUUACAGGUGAGGCUGCUGUGAAUGGAAAAUUAUCAUCUUGUAGAAUACUUGUAAAACAGUGAAUGGCCAUCUUGAAUGUUCCCCAGGUAAAUGUGCUUAGUUGUCAUAUUAAUUCUGACCAAAGAUGCAAUACUGUUACUGUCCUUGGAAUAAUUAGGACUAUGUCAAAAGGUUUUGCAAAGACCAAGAACAAAACAAGAGUGUGUAUUCUACCUUCCCAGUUCACAACCAAGAACAAAACAAGAGUGUGUAUUCUACCUUCCCAGUUCACAAAAAAUGCCCUAAAUACAACCUAGAGAAUGUGAGUGUUGCCACUUAAUUCUUCAUUCCCAAGUACUUUCUUACGUUUUUUUACAAAUGCAGAAAGAAGGGGAUAUUUAGAAGAGUCUGUUUAACAUGGACAUUAUUGUUGUCAUUUGCCUUAAAAGCAAUGAAAAAUUGUCAGUGCAGAGUGCCAGUUCUCAGGGCUGGUAUAUCUGGCAUAUUCCUGCUAUCAUGUGCAUAAAGAAGGCUAUUGACAUUAUUUUUUCUUCAACCCACACCAGUGAUGUUGCCAAGUUGUAGCUAAGGGUUUUUAAGUCGACAUGUUCCUUACCAUUCUUGAUCCAGGGCAAAAGAUUUAAUCUUUGGUGUGUUUGACUUUGCAUCUGAACGAAAAAUGGUAAUUUUCCUAGUAGCCAACAGGAAGGGAUGGUUUCAUAUACACAAAUAGGUUACUGAUUGGCUUACAACUGCUUGGUGUUGGCAACAUUUGGCAGAUGCAGAAUGUUUAGACUUUGGCCCCAAAAUGUUCUGUCUAAAUCAGGGUUGUCAAACUCACGACGUCAUAGCGGCAUCACAUGACGUAUCAGGAUUUUUUUCCCCCUUCGCUAAACUGGGUGUGUGAAUGGCCAGUGCGUGAUGCAUCUGGCCCAUGGGCCGGGAGUUUGUCAGCCCUGGUCUAAAUGGUGUUAUUCUGAAGAUGAUCUGGCAGUUUUGCAGGAGUAAAUCUGAACC